This is a messenger RNA of Gopherus flavomarginatus (Mexican gopher tortoise), 1402 nucleotides long. It is a transcript of the gene PILRA, whose product is annotated as paired immunoglobin like type 2 receptor alpha. Lineage: Eukaryota; Metazoa; Chordata; Testudines; Testudinidae. The transcript is spliced from 6 exons. The record is from RefSeq and is a predicted model, not a curated record. Bases 113 to 976 code for a protein of 287 amino acids.
AGCUCCCGCGUCCUGUUUUCCAGCUUGCGUCCGGCCCCCGCCCUGGUCAGGGGUGCUGGGCGGGGUGGCCAGAGCUCCGGGGAGUCAGAGGCCCAGCCCCGUGCACCCAGAGAUGCUGCUGCCACCGGGACACCCAGCCCUGCUGCUCCUGGCGGGGAUCCUGCUUGGAGUGGCUGCCCAGGAUCCCCGGUACACGAUAACCCAGCCCGAGUCCCUGUCGGUGCCGGCCGGGGGCUCCGUCACCCUGCCCUGCGCCUUCACCUACCCCCGUGAGAUCGAGCCGCUGUGGGACCUCCGGGUUUACUGGAGACGAGGGGGAUUCUAUGGCCAGUUUAUCUACAAUCACACCGAGGGGUUCACCCGCUGGGAUUACAGGGGCCGCAUCGCCCUGGUCGGGGACCCAUGGGGGAGCCGAAGGGCCUCGAUCCACAUCAACCGGCUGCAGGAGUCGGACACCAGCGAGUACGUCUGCCAAGUCCGGGUGCAGACGAACAAUGGCCAAUGGGAGCACUGGCGCAGCCACCCUGGGACCAACCUCACGGUGACAGCCCAAGCCUCUACAACCCAUGUCCCCUCGACGGAGCAGGUGACGACCCCAGCCACAGCUACGACGCAGCGGCCAGCCGGGCUGGGGGCAGCCCCGGUGAUUGGGGGGGCGCUGGCGGGGGCCAUCCUGCUGGCCGGGAUCAUCGGGCUGGCCGUGUAUGGAGCCCAGAAGAGAACAGGCGGUCGGCAGAAAGACCCCUCGGCCCGGAGGGCACAUGGCCAGUUGCAGGCCGAAGGCGGAGGCGAGUACAUGGAGAUCGGGGUGGGAGGCCAGGAUGUCCCCCAGCCCCAGCGCCCCCCGGACCCCGAGGAACCCGGCUUGCUCUACGCCGCCCUGGCCUUCUCGGAGCCUGGCACUGCCCCAAGGCAGCCAGAGCCCCGCGGGGCCCCCACGGACGAGACCCUUUACUCAGCCGUCCGGGUCCACUAGGGCCAGGGGGAGCCUGGAUCCCCAGGGGAGGGGCUGGGGGCUGGAGAAGGGCCACCCUGGAGGGAAAGGGCAGGUAAUGGGAGGGGGGAGAGCUGGAUUGAGGGCGAAUGGGGGGUGGUCCCUGAGUUGGAGCUGGGUUGGACAUGGGGGCCUGGGGGGGGCCUGCAUUGUGAGGUUUGGGGGGGCAGAGCCUGGGGGAGGUUUGGGGGUGUCUCCCUCCAGGUGUUUCCUCCAUUCUUCUCCAAGGAGCAUGUGGGGGGGCAGGGCCCAAGCCCUGUGGGGCCCAGACCAGGCUGGAAGCUGGGACCCCCCAUCGUGGGAGGAUUGUCCCCCUCCCCCAGGGCUGUGUGUGUGUGUCUGUCUGAUCGUCUGUCCAGGGGCAGGGCCUGGCCUGCCCCUCACCCCAAUAAAGCCUGUCUGACCUUU